GCAGGGCCGACGGUGUCGAGCGCUUUUGUACUGGCGUAACGCUGCGCUGCACCAAUACUGGGACGGCACGAACGAGACGGACUGGUACGACGUGCGAGCCAAAGGGGCGGAGCUUCGCUUGCUAUUCGAUCGGCACAAAAGCGGAGCCCCUGCCGGCUGGUAGGCAUCACUUUGCCCGCGUAUCCCAGCCGAAGCAAUCGAAGCUCGAAACAUGGCACCACCGAAAGCAAGCGGAAAGGCCACCAAGAAGUCGCCCGCCGCCGGCAAGGCCCAGAAGAACAUCGUCAAGGGCGAAAAGAAGAAGAAGAAGCCACGCCGAAAGGAAAGCUACGCUAUCUACAUCUACAAGGUGCUGAAACAAGUCCACCCGGACACCGGUGUCUCGUCGAAGGCUAUGAGCAUCAUGAACAGCUUCGUCAACGACAUCUUCGAACGGAUCGCCGCCGAAGCCUCCCGGUUGGCGCACUACAACAAGCGGUCGACGAUCACCUCCCGGGAAAUUCAAACCGCCGUCCGGUUGCUGCUCCCCGGCGAGUUGGCCAAGCAUGCCGUUUCCGAGGGGACCAAGGCCGUCACCAAGUACACAAGCUCGAAGUAGACGAGACAUCGAUCCC
Aedes albopictus (Asian tiger mosquito) is the source of this 614-nucleotide messenger RNA. Its product is annotated as histone H2B-like. Bases 212 to 598 code for a protein of 128 amino acids. The transcript has a single exon. Gene Ontology annotation, molecular function: DNA binding; structural constituent of chromatin; protein heterodimerization activity. Gene Ontology annotation, cellular component: nucleosome. The record is from RefSeq and is a predicted model, not a curated record. Lineage: Eukaryota; Metazoa; Arthropoda; Insecta; Diptera; Culicidae.